ACACUCCAUUCCACCCCGCCCCUGCUACAGCACGAUCGGCCAUCAUGUGAGGCUGUACCAGGGUGCCGACCUUGUUAACGUGUGGGGAAUCGAAACCGAAGCGUUAAUCCGAGGAUUCGGGAACACACUAUACUGUUAAGGAUGGCAGGACUAUCGUCGAGAGAGCGCACUGGCUGCAAUAGUCUGCUGAACCUGAUGUCAGAAAGUGAUUUGCGAUCACUUUUUGAUACAGUCACAAAUAGUCAUAGGCCUAUCCCAAGAUCUGUCGAAGACUUAAAGGAAGCAAUUCUUUUCAACUCCAACGAUGCGGUGGAAUUCCUGAAAAGGAGGAAAGUGCAGCGAGGUUUCAUUUUUCAGUACCUCGCCACACAGGGAAUUCUCAUGCCACCCGGCAGUGAAAUAGCACCGCUGAUAGAAAGGACCUUACGGUUUUGGUCGUCUGAAGAGAAAUUCCAUGGACAACGCGGUGAACUCCCACAAGCAGCAACAAGAGAGGAUGCGAGAAAUGCCCAGCCAGAGUGGUCCCAUCAAGGCCCAUUACUGGAGGGAAUGAUUCAGUCCGUAGGAACACAGGCUGAGACGCCCCUUGAUCAGUCCGGGGAACCAUUUUGCAGCUGGUUCUUUCCACUCCUAAACAGCCAGAACCCCGCCAUAGACCAGAAUUCUCCAGAAUGGGGACGACAACAUUUUUUCAACGAUGCAAAACUAAAUAUAAUAUAUAGCAGGAUUGGCCAAAAUUCGGGGCUGUACCACGGUGCAGACCGGGUUAACUUGGGUCUGCUGUCGCUGGUCAGAGAGUUUCGGCUGCUCCUCUACCCCAGCAUGGAGAACUGCAGGUACCGGGUUGUAAACAACCUGAACAGGGAGGUUCUUCUCGCUGUUGGCGGCACCGUCCAUCAUGAACCAUCCAACGGCAGACUGGGAUACUUCGAGCAGGUGUUUGGCCUCAUCUGCUCGCAGAUGGGAGAAUACAAGAUUAAGUUCACUGAUUUAAUUAUCGGACUACCCGGGAUUCCUGAUGGGGGAGGAGAAAAGCCCCCAAAGGUUACCUGGGACUUUGAUGAGCUGAAACUCCGCUUCUAAUCAUAAUAAUAAUUAUGUUUGCUUUAGCUUUCUGCUAAAUCUUAAAUACAUUGCACUUUCUAAAAAAGCUUUUUUAACUUUGCCUUUAUUUUCUAUUUUAUUACUAAAAUGCCUUUUUU
Molecule: messenger RNA, 1202 nt
Organism: Gadus morhua (Atlantic cod)
Lineage: Eukaryota; Metazoa; Chordata; Actinopteri; Gadiformes; Gadidae
Exons: 5
Coding region: 142-1083 (313 amino acids)
Source: RefSeq, a predicted model, not a curated record